AUGCUUGAAUCUGUUUCUACUCCCAUGCCGAUGAAGGUAUCAGACGACCAUGGCGGCAGUAACUCUGGAGUCGGACUUUCCAAUCCCGCCAUUUCUCAAGGCAGGAGGCAUAUGCUUGAUCUAGUCAACCGCCUCCACUCUACUGGUGUUCAAGUCGACAUCGAUCUUCCCCAAAUUGCUGUCAUUGGCUCUCAAAGUGCCGGCAAGUCGUCUCUGAUAGAGAGCAUAUCUGGGAUUACUUUGCCGCGCGCCGCUGGUACUUGUACUCGAUGCCCCACCGAAUGCAAGUUAUCAAAGAGCAACGCCCCAUGGCAAUGUAUUGUUUCACUGCGUUAUAUCACGGACGCUUCAGGCCAAGUAUUGGGUCAAGCUCAAAACCCAGUAUUUGGGAGUGUCAUCUACGAUAAAAGCCAAGUCGAAGAUCGUAUCAGGAGGGCUCAACUCGCAAUCUUGAAUCCAAACAAACCCCUCAAGUACUUUUUAGAGGAAACAGACUUCGAAGAUUUGAAACCGCAAUUGAGCUUUUCCAUCAAUGCUGUAAGCUUGCAGAUUAGUGGCCCUGAUGUGGCCGAUCUUUCUUUCGUUGAUCUACCAGGAUUGAUUGCGAGUCAAGCAAGUGGUUCUGGAGAUGGGAAUGACAUCGCUCUUGUUCAGAAUCUGGUCACUACAUACAUUAAAAAGCCCAACUGCAUCAUUCUAUUGACAGUCGCUUGCGAAACCGAUUUCGAAAACCAAGGCGCGCAUCGUCUCACAAAACAGUACGACCCGGAAGGCAAGAGAACGAUCGGUGUCCUGACCAAACCCGAUCGCAUUCCAACUGGCGAAGAAUCCAACUGGAUCCCCUUCAUUCGCAAUGAGAAGGAACCGCUUGAGAAUGGCUGGUUCUGCGUUAAACAACCGAGCUCCCACGAGUUGAAGCAAAUCACGACCUGGGCGGAUGUAAGACAGAAAGAAAAUGAAUUCUUUUCGGCAGCUGCGCCCUGGAACGAACUCGAUGCCCUGUACCAAAAGCACUUGCGAACUGUCAACUUAGUGAACAGGUUAAGCUCAGUGUUGUCUGACUUGAUUGCCAAGCGGUUGCCUGAAAUCUUCAACGAGCUCGACGCGAGCAUCAACACAUGCAGAAAGGAGCUCCAGCGACUGCCCCCUCCGCCCCCUGCCAAUCCGCAAAGCGAGAUCGCGUCCUUGGUAUAUAACUUUGUCACCGACUUGGGUAGGCAUGUAGAGGGUGUGCCGGACGAAAAUGGAUUGUUGCAGGUCAUCCGACCCGCUCAGGAACGGUUCCGGAGAGCCAUACGCGCGACUGCGCCCCAAUUCCGGCCGUUUGAGAGGAAGUACGAAGAACAAAGGCAUAUUUCGAGGGCGGAGUUUCUUGUCGAAGAAGAAGGUCAGGUGUGGGACAAUGAGGAGAGCGAGGAUGAAGAUCGUGAACCAAGAGAGCAGGAGUUGACGCCGAGUGACAGCCUCAGCGAUGUCUCCAGCUCAAGGUCGUCGAAGAGGAAGGCUCUUCCUAACAAUAAGAUCUAUAUUGAUGAUGUUAUGGAAAGGGCAAAUCGUGCUCGAACAAGAGAGUUGCCUGGCCAUUUCCCAUACGUUGUUCAGAAGACAUUCAUUGAAUCUGUGAUCAAAGAAUGGAGGGCGCCUGCUCUGGAGCUCUGCAAGACUGUUUACGGAAGCAUGCUAGUACAUGUUCAGAAUCUUGUAGAAAAACACUUCAAGGAUUUUGGGCAAGGUCAUCUCGAGCAUAGCAUCAGGUCGAUAAUGCGCCAGCACAUCGAACAAUGCAGGUCGAACGCUGAAAACAAAAUCUCAUGGCUUCUCGAGUUAGAAGAAGAUCCGUUCUCGUUGAAUACGCAUUACUUCGCUGAUUACAAAGAAAAGUUCCUGGCAUAUUAUAAGGGAGAGCGGCAACGUUACACUGGCUCAGGGUUGAUGUCGACUUUGAGUGAAGAAAAUAAUCCACAAAUUCCUCAAGCGCUGGCGGCGCUGGCUGCUCUGGGCUUACAAGGACUCAACAUCAUCGAUCUGCAGAAGUUGUUGCCCUCUGACGAGAUGGAACCAGCGUUGAACAUCAUGUCCGACGUUCGGGCAUAUUUCCAAGUGGCUUAUAAACGAUUCGCGGACAACGUCCCCCUUUCCAUCGACCGCGAGCUUGUGAAAGGAUUGACGAGGGACUUGCUGAAGAAGAUUUCUGAUGAUCUAGGAACAAACACAGCUAGGGGUUAUGAGAUCAGCAAAGAGUUUGCGUUGGAGAGUCCACAGGUUGCGGACCGACGUGCAGACCUGGAGAAAAAGCUGGAGAGGCUGGAAAGUGCACAAAAACAACUUUCUGGUCGCCUUGGUGCCUAG
Psilocybe cubensis is the source of this 2349-nucleotide messenger RNA. RefSeq lists its product as uncharacterized. The record is from RefSeq and is a predicted model, not a curated record. NCBI's taxonomy places the organism in Eukaryota, Fungi, Basidiomycota, Agaricomycetes, Agaricales, Agrocybaceae. The transcript is spliced from 9 exons. Gene Ontology annotation, molecular function: GTPase activity; microtubule binding; GTP binding. The coding region runs from base 1 to 2349 and encodes 782 amino acids. Gene Ontology annotation, cellular component: microtubule; cytoplasm; membrane.